CUUCAACUCUCCAUCUCAAUACCACAUCUAUUCACCAUCUAUCAAAAUGGCAUCAAUCAAACCAUCAACUACCAUCACCUACAAAACCAUAGGAUCCCUCCAGAUCCCAAUGGACAUCUACCUCCCACCAAAUCCCACCAAAGCCCCCAUCCUCCUCUGGUUCCACGGCGGCGGUCUCCUACAAGGCCGUCGAGACAUGAUAGCCCCACACAUGCGCUCCGGCGUAGAAAAAUACAACUACAUCGCCAUCUCCGCCGACUACCGCCUCGCCCCACAAGCCCGCAUCCACGAAAUCCUCCAAGACGUCCAGGACUGCAUCGCAUUCAUCCGGACAGAUAUCCCCUCACUCCUCGGAGAUAAAGCCGACGUCUCCCGCCUCGCCGUCUCGGGGAGUUCGGCGGGUGGGUAUCUCGCCCUCUUGGCGGGGUUGUAUGUCGAGCCGAAGCCCAAGGUUAUUGCGCUCAUUUAUCCGAUUACGGAUCCGCUGGGUUCGUUCUUUACCACGCCUCAGUUGCCAGAGGAGGGGAAGCAUGUGCCCGAGGAAAAGGAAUUGGCGGGGUUUCUUGAUGUGGAUGCGCCUGUUGUUGCGAACUCGGGGUUAAAGCCGGAAGAGGAUGCAAGGGCUUAUAUGUAUGGGUAUAUGCUGCGUACUGCGACUCAUGCGCGACUGUUGGGUGUUCUAAGCGAUGAGAAAGGGUCAUUGCCGUAUCGGAUCUCAAGGAAUGUUUUUGGGUGUGGAUUGCCGCCGGCUUAUAUUGUCCAUGGGGACGCGGAUAGUGCUGUGGGAGUUGAGCAGGCGGAUGAAGUUGUUGGGGCGAUGGUGGGCUGUGGAUUGGAUGUUGUGUAUGAGAGGGUGCAUGGGAAGGACCACGUUUUUGAUGCGGAGCCGGGGUAUGAGAAUAAGGCGCUGUAUGAGUUUGUCAUGCGGUAUUUGUAGCCAACUAUACUAGAUCAGUAUCUUGAGUGAGAAGGUGCUAUAUUUGGAGCACCCAUAAAGUCCAAUUGCAUGCGCUUUGGUCAUAAAUGUAGUUCUGCUAUCAAAUAUCCUUGUUAUUAUGGGCAGAACAAUGUUACUCAUAGGGGCCUGCAUACUAGACCCACACA
This is a messenger RNA of Aspergillus versicolor CBS 583.65, 1104 nucleotides long. RefSeq names its product alpha/beta hydrolase. The transcript is spliced from 2 exons. Gene Ontology annotation, molecular function: hydrolase activity. The coding region runs from base 47 to 937 and encodes 296 amino acids. NCBI's taxonomy places the organism in Eukaryota, Fungi, Ascomycota, Eurotiomycetes, Eurotiales, Aspergillaceae. The record is from RefSeq and is a predicted model, not a curated record.